This is a messenger RNA of Anoplophora glabripennis (Asian longhorned beetle), 1755 nucleotides long. Its product is annotated as ubiquitin-protein ligase E3B-like. The record is from RefSeq and is a predicted model, not a curated record. NCBI's taxonomy places the organism in Eukaryota, Metazoa, Arthropoda, Insecta, Coleoptera, Cerambycidae. The transcript is spliced from 8 exons. Gene Ontology annotation, biological process: ubiquitin-dependent protein catabolic process; protein polyubiquitination. Bases 1 to 1755 code for a protein of 584 amino acids. Gene Ontology annotation, molecular function: ubiquitin protein ligase activity.
AUGGAACUGAUGGCAGCUAUUACAGUCAAGGUGGCUAUCUACGUGUCCUCCUCAGUUGCACAACUGGCUUAUGUGGCAACCUGCCUUGGUUCCGUUGAUGUUAAUCAACUAUUGGACUUGGAGCGAAGUGGAAGCUUCCUGAGCGUGGUUAUCACUGGAUUACUGGAAAGUUGUCAAAAUUAUGUUGUAAGUAAACAGUCAACAUUAACACAUUGGCAUCCUGUCUUAGGAUGGUUUGCGCAACCCACGGACCCUUUGUUACAUGCAGCCAUACCACAUGUAAAAAUCCAACUCCACCUGUUGUGGAAUAAGGAGGUUAUUCAGAUUUUAUUAGGUAAUUUCCUAUCAGAGUUAGUUAUUGUAACAGAAGUUCCUCAAAUUGUGAGUCCUACACAGGGAAGUUUAAGUGGAACAAAUUUUUUCAAGAAAGUUUUAGAAAACCGUGUUAGUAAAAAUUCAGUACAAAAAACUUACAGAGCUCUUGGUAGUCCUGAAGUACACAGAGUGGUUCUUAUUUGUUCCUUAUACCAUACUGCUCUAAACACUUUAACUCAGUUGCAACUAGAUAUAUUAACAGGUUUGUGUUACCAAAAUUCAAUUUUAUAUGAUCUUUGGUCAUUCCUGUGUUCUCUUGGACCAAAUUGUGGAAUUAAAACUUUCUUGGAUCAUUUAGCUACAUGUACAAAGUAUUCAGCACCAGAAUUUCAAAUGCUGCAGUUAUUUGCUAAUUGUAUGUCACAUUAUGUUACCAUACUCGAUGACAUGGAGAUGUAUGAAGAGCAGAACCCAUUCCAACUGCAUGAUUUUGUAGCUAUGUCUAAUUUUAUAAAUAUGUUUCUUUAUAAAGCUAUACUAGGAAACUUAUUUGAUUUCAAAACGAUACAAAACAAUACCCUUUUUCAGUCUUUGCACACAAUUUUAAUGCUUUUGUAUAGAAGAGAUUGUAGGCGGUCAUAUACUCCUGAAGGUCAUUGGAUAAUCAAAGAUUUGAAAGUAUCAGCAUUUAUUGCAGAUUUAGAGAAAGGGCAAAGAGCCCCUCAAAUACUCCUACAAACCAUGCCACAUAUCAUCCCACAUGAGGAUAGAGUAAAAUUGUUUAAAAAAAACAUACACAAUGAAAAGACUGUUCUUGGUUUGACAGAAUCGGCAUGUGCCUCUCCACAAUCUACUUUAAUUACCGUUCAUAGAAACCGAAUUGUUGAAGAUGGUUAUAGGCAAUUAGCUCUUUUGCCAACCCAAGCAUUGAAAGGAGUUAUAAGAGUAAGAUUUAUCAAUGAACAAGGCUUAGAUGAAGCGGGGAUAGAUCAAGAUGGGGUUUUUAAAGAAUUUCUAGAGGAAAGUAUAAAGAGAGUAUUUGAUCCCUCAUUAAAUCUCUUUAAAGCUACUAGUGAAGAACGAUUAUAUCCAUCUCCGACAUCAAUGAUGCAUGAUAAUCAUUUACAACUCUUUGAAUUUGUUGGUCGAAUGUUAGGCAAAGCAGUAUAUGAAGGAAUAGUGGUUGAUGUACCAUUUGCAUCAUUUUUUCUUAGUCAAAUUUCUGGACAAACGGCUCAGGUUCUGUACAGUUGUGUAGAUGAACUACCGUCAUUGGAUCCGGCUCUUUAUCGAAGUUUGAGUUAUGUUAAACAUUAUGAAGGUGAUGUAUCUGAUCUUGAUUUAACUUUUAGUGUUGAUGAAGAUAAUAUGGGGAAAUUGGUAACAUACGAAUUAGUGCCAGGAGGAAAAGCUGUUCAAGUUACCAAUGAGAAUAAGUAA